Bombus huntii is the source of this 11611-nucleotide messenger RNA. RefSeq lists its product as uncharacterized. Gene Ontology annotation, molecular function: RNA polymerase II cis-regulatory region sequence-specific DNA binding; DNA-binding transcription factor activity, RNA polymerase II-specific; protein dimerization activity. Gene Ontology annotation, biological process: regulation of transcription by RNA polymerase II. Lineage: Eukaryota; Metazoa; Arthropoda; Insecta; Hymenoptera; Apidae. The transcript has 10 exons. The record is from RefSeq and is a predicted model, not a curated record. The coding region runs from base 2900 to 5245 and encodes 781 amino acids.
AAAUAUUUUAUUCAUGAUAUACAGUCAUGGGAUUACAAGGCUUUCGAUUGACUCUCUUACAGAUAAGCCAAGCCAUGAUCUUAUACUAAACACAUUAUCAUUUAUGCUAGCUUAAAACUAACUUGAGCUAAUUUUAUUUACGAUAUAUAUAUAUAUAUAUAUAGAUAUAUAUAUAGUGAUAAUAAUUUACAAAACAACGAUGAACAUUAAUCUUUAUAUUUAUUUUUAAUCUAUAUUUCUCUUAAAUAUAGAUGCUAAACAUCUCUGUGGUUUACUUUUAUUAAUAACAUUUCUGUUUCAAUAAAGACGUAUGUAGCUUAAAAACGUUUUAUACAGUUAUACACCAUUAAAAGUAUGUAUACCACAUUUCAGGACAUCAAGUUGUUAUGAUUAUCUUUUAAAUGAACGUACACUUUUAAAUUGAUGAAACGUAAUUAUUUAAACAUAAGUAAAAUUUUAUUAGUUCAAAUAAUAUUUAGUAGAAUAGUAGAAUGAUCUUUUGAUUGCGUGACAAAGAUUUGACAGACUAUUAAAAAAGAUAUCUCGUGUAAAUCGAAAGAAAGGAAAAGGAAAGGUAGGAAAUUAGGUAAGAAAAAGUGACGGGACGUGGUUUUGGCGCGCGCGCAAAAGUAAACAAUGAACUGUAUGGUUCUAUAUGGUAGAAGUGGCAACAGCGUAGAGGUCCGAUCCAUGUGACAGAGAAGGAACGUGACAAAAGGUGGCAGAGGGUGACGCCGCCGAGAUCGGAGUGAGUGUUUGCCCGGGCGAGCCGGGUGUCGGGUGUGCUGUGUACGAUUGUCGCGAUAUUCGUCCGUUCUGGCGUCCACCGGAAGGUAAGCGUGUUCGUAAAAGAUAUCGUCUGGUUCCGAGACCUCGGUUCGAUAGAUUUUUCGCAAUGGUACCGAAGAAAACGUGAGAAAAUCAGGAAAAAAGUGCACCAACUAACGAGCAAUAUACAGCAGCUCGACACUUCUCUUACACGCCCAGCGGAGUGCUGCGUCACAUGGGCCGCGCUCAUUGGUCGAUACAGCCAGGUGACGUCAUGAACCGCGCUUUGAUUGGUCUAUACCUCGGGCCCCAGACACGUGAAUCGUGGCCAAGCAAGCAUGGCUGUUGAUGCGCAGUGGUUAGCACUUGUAAAAUGUUUCUGCCACGCGCUAGAUCGAUCAGGUUAUAACCGUCGUGUAUCGUAAAACGUCGCGAGAUCGUCCGCUGUUCAAAAAUUGACAAGUGCCUUGUGAUUUUCCUCAUGUGUCGCGUAUUUGACAGGAGAAAUAUCGUUGAAAUUCUCGCAAGAAAUUGAUUUCUACCGUGAAAGUGGGUUCCAGCGUGUUUCCAUUGUGACCGAAAUAUAUUGGUAGCGUACCUGUAAGUUCCUGAUUAUUUUCCAGCGGUUUCUGGCGUUACCACGCCCGUUUAAAACCCUCCGCGGAACAUUAUCUCGUCAGAACUAUCGCCUAUUUAAUUAACAUGUGUAUAGGUGGUUGCGUGGCGUGUUUUCCGUGCCAUAAUAGACCUAGCCAAUCGCACGGUACUUCAACUCAUGACGUCACGUUAUAGCAAGCUCCUAUUGGCCAACGGUGCGUGCGUCGCCCGUCUAACGUGUGUGUCGCUUUGUCAGUUUAAGGAGCUCGUUCGGUCUACGGCACGCUUCUUGACUUUUCGUAUACUCUUCGAUAGACAGAGCCUUUCCUUUACUCGAACUCGCAGCACGCAGUGCAUCGUGUUCUUCUUUCCUAUUUUUGCAUGGUUGCGCCUACUAUGGAAUGCAAUUGUAUCCGCUUGUAAUCGUGGUACGCUUUCGCGAUUACAUUGCCCGGGAUAUAUCUACUUUUCAAAUCAGCGGCGGAACCUCGUUUCUCUGCGUCGCCUUUCCCGCCUCUGUCUCGUCAACCUUUUUUCUUCGCUCACUGAUUUCUCGGACUGCUCGCACCCGACACUCUACACACUCUACACUCUACACUCUACAUGUUUAUAUUCGCGAAUACGCUCUUGCGCGUAUCAACGCCACGUAACGACUCUCGUUUCUGCUAUCGACGCUACAUCACAGGAAAAUUAAUCCAACUCGUUAAGAUGCGACAACGCCUCCUAAAGCCACUGCGUAUCUUCUCCUUAUGCUCUACUAUGAUUUUAGUGUCAGUGAAUGUUUAACCAUUACAAAAGUGUAAAGUGCACUCCAUAAUUUUCCAUUUAACAACAUCUAGUUCAACUUCUAUUUAAUUGAAAUCUCCCAAAUUUCUGUUCUUUAUAUACUUUUGGGAUGUCCAGCUUUAUCAUUCUCGAUUAUUUUAUUGAAAUUUGUUUCUUUCAUUAAUGUUUAUAAUAGAUAAGACGUAAACAUAAAGAAUACAUAAACAUACCGAUUUAUCGUUUGUCAUGUUGAUUAAUCUUCAAUCUAUUAAUGCUGUUACAUAUAAUAUAUCUAAAAUUUGUAUAUCAUGCAUAAGAUUUUCCUUACAAUUUAUUAUUUCACCAGUAUCAAGAUUAUGAUAGAUGGAGAACAACUUUUUUGUGAAGUACAUUCGCAACCGUGUUUCAAGCAGUAAAUUGCGAGAUAUAUAUUAUGAACGAUAUGAACGGCGUCUCUUCGCAUUAUUUUCUUUUUGACUGUUAGAUUGUUUCCAGCGAUCGGAACUCAAGAUGCGUGUUAAUGCUCUGUGCUCCAGGAAAGCGCACGUUGCGCUUGCGCACCUCCUCCGUGAGGUAUUACGAAGACGAUUGCCACCCGCGGCUGGCAGCAGCAGAAAAAGAGGAGGUUUGAGACACGAGAACGGGCUCUCGACUUCUUCGUCCUCGGCAGCCGGCGACGGGAAUCGACGGUCCGAUCGCAGAGUCUCAAUCUCCCGAAGGAUUUUGAAAAGGAACAAAGCUCGUCGUGGAGCGAAUCGGCAACGUCAGGAUGAGCCUGGAAACGUUGCUGGAAGCAGCGCGGUUCGUCGAGCAGCAGGAGAAAACGAGGGAGCGCCUCGCAAGCAGCUCUUCCUCCUCCUCCGAUCAUCCGCUCGCUGUAGCUCCCCACUCCAACCAUCACAACUCCAACGAGCCACGUGGUGCCAAGUUAAAGCGGGAACGUACAGAGCAAGAUGACUUAUUUUGCGAAGAGAAGAUGCUGAUUAUCGACGAGGAGGAGCCGCUAGAAAAUAAUAGAACGAACGGGAAUCACUCGACAGGUUCCCGAGGGAGUCCCGUGAUCUCAAGCGCGCGAGUAACGCCACCCUCGGCGAACGCAAACACGGCGCAUCUGGCCGCCGUACACUCUACGUCGCACCACCAUCUCCAUCAUCAUCAGCAGCAGCAGCACCACCAGCAACAGCAGCACCAGCAACAACACCAACAGCAACACCAGCAGCAACAACACCAGCAACAGCAACAGCAGCCGCAGCAGCAACCGCAGCAACAGCAGCCGCAGCAGCAACAGCAGCCGCAACAGCAACAGCAGCAUCACCAUCACCAUCAUCACCAUCACAACAAUCACAACAGCCCGCAUAAUCCUUACGUGGAAAAUCAUAAUACGAAUCACUCGCAGCAGACCGCGGGCAAUCUCGUCGUCGACGUUGAACCCAGCCACGACAAUAAGAAGCAUCGAAACGGACCGUGUGUAAUCCGUUCUGGCACCAGAGAAGUGCAUAACAAAUUGGAGAAAAAUCGAAGGGCGCACCUGAAAGAGUGCUUCGAAUUAUUGAAGAGGCAACUCCCGUCGCAGGAAGAGAAAAAGUCGUCGAACCUUUCGAUUCUUCACGCUGCGAUCAGGCAUAUACAGAUGUUGAGAAGGAAGGAACGAGAUUACGAACACGAAAUGGAAAGGCUUGCUAGGGAAAAAAUUGCUGCCCAGCAAAGAUUACUAGCUCUGAAGAAGGAACUCGCGGCUACUUGGGAUCACAUCGACUUUAAUACUCUUUUACCGGAACAGAAUGCGGCUGCCGAUGUAACGGCCACGAGAAGUAUUUCAGAAAACAUGGAGGUUGAUGUGACGGGGCUCGCACGGGGUGGUACGAGGUACAGUAGUACCAGCAGCCUGAGCAGCGCAGCUACGGCUAGUUCACCGCAGGCGCUUCAAAGUACUAGCGCGACUUCCAGUAUCCACAAUCAGGUUGCCACUGCGGCGGUUGUCUGCCAAGCGCAGGGUAUGAAUCUUGCGCCAAGUUCCAGAGAAAGUCCACCUGCGAGUUCGAGUCCUGGAACGCCUGCACCUAGCAUUCCUACUCCAGCGCAGGAGAAAGUUAAUACUUCACCAACGAGUAUAGUGCAGCAGCCGCACCAGUUGCACUUGCCGAUCAGCGCUCAGAUAUUGAACACCAGUCAAGGCUUGCCGACGAUCGUACCGACCCUUCAGCACCUCGGUCCGAGCUUGAGGGUGAUACCCGGUGACACGAGGCAACUUCUGGUCACUCACACCACUGGCAGCAACGAAUCCAGGCCGCUCACGUUGGCCGUGCAAAACUCGCCGGAUCAAUCGAGGCCGCUUAUUGCCGUGCAAUCGAACACUGGAAGUGAGCCAAGGCCCGUAGCGCUGGUCGUUCACUCGUCCACGGCCAACGACAACAGGGUAACGUUUGUGCAUUCUAAUCUGUCCAACAACGACAGGCCGUUGGCCCUAGCCGUGCAGUCGUCCGCCAAUGACGUCAGGCCAGUUACAUUAGUGCAUUCGGCAAACGAGGGGAGGCCGUUAGUUUUCGCUGCGCAUUCUCCUGCACUGAAUGUUACGAAUGCUCAAACGAGGAUACGAGCGGGUGACGCGCAGACCACGCAUAAAAUGGUCGGUGGUGUGACACUGGUAGGUGGAAAUGGAUCGGAGUUGACUAGACUUCCCGGUGGCGCUGAAUUGAACAUACUGCCUGCAAAUGGAUUGACGCUGAGCCAUGCAGGAGUGUCGCUUCAAACCACAACAGGUAAACCAGGCUCGACAGUGAUGCAAAACGCUCCGUCCACAGAGGGUAUAGCUCAUAUCGUUGGCCCGCACACACCUCUCUCCGGCCUGACACCGAUCGUCACGCCGAUGACCGUUGUCUCGCAAGGAAAUCAAGUGACUGCUCAUAUCCUAGCCCCCUCUAGCCUUGCGGGCAAAAUGAUCACGACCCCGAUCCUCAAAUCCGUGGCGCAAAUGCCGAUCGUGAACGCCCAAUAUAUCAACACCACCACUCUGGUGAAGCCUGUAGUUGUCGUCAGUUCACCGUCAACAUCAACACCACAAUCGACGACGGCUUCCAGUACACAACCUUCCUCCACCACGCACUCGACCGUCUGACAGAAUCAAAAGAAAGUGAAACUAGUUUGAGAAAUGGCUCCCGCUGGGUGUACGGAGGCGCGGGGUCGCAGAGAUUACGAUAGAUCGGUGUUUAAUCGACACGUGUCCACGUUCCGUUAUCGUCUAACGCGUUUCGCGUGUAUAGCACCGACUACUAUACACGAUCGAUUCGAUGCUUCAACGAGAGAUAAGGUCAAAAUGGACGAUCCGGUCAACGGAAGAAGAGACAUAAGAGACGCGAUAAUUCUCUCCGUCGUGGUAUUUCCAACAACGAGGGAGGAUUUCUUAUUUUGUAAAAGUUCGCUCGUGUCCCUUCGUGCUUUGGAUUUCAAAUGGUUCUGCUCUUCCAAGGAGUGAGACGACCGAGAGAUGCGAAGGUGUUAAAAAUGCCGUUGCUCAACUCGCGCGAUUGUGCAUGGUACCUUGAAUGCUUCAGAGAAGUACUUAUCGAAGGCAAAACUCGCCGGAAAUGGGUCAGGGAAAUGAACGCGACGAGGCCGCUUCGGACGAAGAUGAUCUUGUUCGCGUUUUCCGGAAGCGUAAGAUGGAAGAAAGUAGGCCGAUGUACGCCAUGGAAUUUCUCAGUGCGAUCGUUUAACGUUUGCAAAUUCAACGUUUCGCUGUUCCAUUUUUCGCACGAUAAAAUCCUGGAAAAUAAAACGGUCGAUGAUCGUUGGUAUUACGUUGUCUGUCGAGAGAUCUCUUUUUCUAAAUUAUAUACGCGAUCGUAUAUAGCAACGUAUCACGAACGAAUUUCAUUGAAAAUCACGAAAAAUCAUGAAAUCGAUUUGACUCGUGAUACUGGAAUCUUAUUUGCACGAUUUUUUAAAUAUCUCGGCUGUAAAGUACAACAGAGCUACGUUUCUUUUUUGGUACCUCGUUGCAAUUGAAGAAGUUAGGCAAAGAAGAAACUAAACUGUGUGUUUACAGAGUGAUGUUAAAUUAAUGAAUUGUAUAUGUAAGGUUCGUUUAGAUGUUUGAAAUUGAUCGAAAUCUUGAAAUCGGAUGGAUGAUAAAUAUUCUUGCGUUUUUAAAUUAAUCCUUUGCGUUAAAUAGUGGCUGUGGAGAAACGAUUAUCCUUUACGCCUGUAAUUUACUUUCGGGAACUUGGAUGAUAAAUUGAACUUACGUCGCGUUCAAUGCACGCCAAGGAAAUACGCAUACGUUUCUUUCUCUUCUUUUAUAUGUCUAUACAUCUAUCUAUCUAUCUAUCUAUCUAUCUAUCUAUGUAUCUAUCUGUCUAUCUAUCUGUCUAUCUAUCUGUCCAUCUAUCUAUCUAUCUAUCUAUAUAUAUAUAUAUAUAUAUAUAUAUACACAUCUUAUAUAUAUGAAAUAUAUAUCUUAUAUAUAUAUAGAUAGAAGAUAGACAGAGGUAUAGAACGUGCUCAAGUAUUUAUUCGUUUCUAUUUAUUUUACAAAGUGCAACACUGGGCAUAAGCAAAACGUUUGCCUUGGCUUUGUGGUCCUGAUAUCUUUAUCGGAUUCGUUUCGAAAGGACGCUCAGCCGCGGCUUUUCUCGAAAGUCUGAAAACAAAAAAAGAAAAAAAGAAAGUGACAGACAAAAUAUGUAUGUGUACGUUUUUAACGAUAUGGUAGUUUUGUUUUUGGAGAAACGUGUACAUACAGGUGUUCGGACCGCUGACGAAACGUUAUAUUUUGCAUAAUAUUUUGCUGCAAUCGAUCAGAUAGAUAAUCGAAUUAGGGAAGAAAAGUUUCCGAUUUGCGUUGCAAGAGGAACACGGAAUUAUCGUAUACAACAUACACUUGGUGGUUUAUCGUACUAUUUUAAAUUGUUUUUUCUAUGUGUAAGUAAAGGAAAAAGAAUUUACGUUUCAUCUUGCGAUAUUUUAAGUUUUUUGAGCUUUCAUUCGAUAUACUCGAUGCGAGACCGUUAACGGUUGUUUACUCGAUAUAAAUAGAACGUACGAUGCGAAAUAGCAGUACGCAACGUUUGUCCCUCGAACGCCACGAACAUACUUUUGCCCGUACAUUUCGAUUUAUCUUUACACGAUUGCGAUUAUCGACGUAAUCGCGAUGCUGUAAUCCGUCGUUCGAGAUUUCUUCGCCUACCCCGUAGCUUGUCAAGUCUUAUUGCAAAAGUACAAAGAAUAAGCUCUCUCUAAUAAGGAUCGCGCAUCUGUUAGGUUUCCUAUUUUUCUUUUUACAUAUCUUUACCUGUACGUUUUUGUAACGCGAUUAAUCCCAUUUUGUCGUUAACAAAUUUCCAAACACGAAGAUCGAGUCGAAAACGUUUUCCAAAAAUCUUGAUUCCUGCGUUACGAUAUCGUCUUCGAUAUCGUACAUCGUCGCGAGCAAUUUCCUUCGGUUUCCGUAUCGGGUAAUACAUACUCGAGGAGAAAGAUCAAAAUUCAAUUAAGAACGACUUGGAAUUCGCGAACGACGCGCAAAAGCGAAGCUAAGAGUUUGAAAGCGGUGUAGCGAAGAAUUUUUAUACGCGCGUGUGUGUGAGUGUACGUGUGACCGUUAACGGUCUCUUUCAGAAUAUCACCAUUUGUACACUAGUAUUAUUCUUAACUUGUAUCUGCGUAUACACACAUAUAUAUCUCGUUUUUUUUUAUUUUUUAAAUUAUUUAAUCAAAGGCUUUGGUCGGUCAGUUUAUGCGCUGAUUAUGUAGGUAUAUUAUAUACGCGGACGCUGUGUAUUUCGAUCUACUGCGAAAACACGUUAAAACAUGUACUAAGUUAUUGGUUAGCGGAGGGCGAAAUAUCGUUUUGCAGGGCGUUUAAAUGCAGCAUGGGACUUGCUCGACCCUGUUAUCCCGUAGAUGCGUAAGAAACGUUGAAAACGUCACCGUUAGUUCGAAAGAAAGUUUUAACGCAUUCGUGUUAUGCUGGAUCUUUGUACUGCUCGAAAUUCGAUAGCGCUAUACUCUGCGAUGAUUUUUAUCGAAUUUACGUAUCAAAGUUUCGAGUAGUAUUCCGUAAGUCUGUCGUUUCAUUCUGCUUUGGCACGCCAAGUAUCUCACUUUGACAAAUCGAUGUUUUAUCCCGUUGCUGCUUAUUCUCGCAAAUAAACGGAACAACGAAUGCGUUAAACGAAACGAAAGAAAAAAAGAAAUUUCGUUCGUUGGAAAUUAUUUCGGUCGAGCACCGUUUGCGAAAUAACUGUAAUCGUUUACGAUCGAGUACUACUAAAUUAGCAGAGUUUACGAACGAUACUUCCGAAUCAAUGGUAUCGCGUUCGAUCAGCGACUCGGUUCCAGUACCUACAUAGUCUCUGAAUAUUCAGGGAAUCUGCACCCGUUUUCAGAUUCUUGGCAAGACUCGUGAAAUUUGCUCCUUUUCGUAUUACAUCACUACCUCGAUUUAAUUAAUCCGCUCUCGAUUACCAAUCUUUCAAUUCCGAUAACCGAUUCCUCUUUUGGUUGCCCCGAUUCAAUCUCUCUUUCAAAACUGUUCGAUUUUGUUCGCGCGGUAAUAGCGAUCGUUGUUGCAGCUGUACUCGCAGGUAGAUGCUUCCUUCGAACUGUCGUAAAUCCAAUCGCUGUUUAUGCGAAAGCAUAAGUAUUUUUUCCAAAUGACUUUGUUACUAUCACGUAGGUUACUUUUAAUCUACACGUAUAACAAUUAAAAGACGGCACUACGUCGUAACACGCGAUGUAAUUAGAAGGAAUAUCGUCUCUCGCAGCCUGUAGCUACGGUGACUUUUUUUCGCGUUUCAACGAAAGUACAGAUUCGAGAGCUCGUCAGGCUUCGAUCGUUCACACGCGAGACGUCGUUCAUUUCCUCUAUACUGCUAUAACUAGUCGCUGGUAAAGCGUCAGUCGGUCGUCCAUAGCCGAUGACAUAUCGGGAGUUUUCGCGAAGAAGAUAAAAUUAAAACGUCGUGUCUUUCGGGGGGAUCCGUCUCUAUUUUCGUCUCUUAACUUAAUGUAAAGAACGUGUCGGCAGAUAUCGUAGUUCGUAUAAAAGAGAUUUCGCAGGAUUUUCCUGCGGGAUGAUAAAUUGCUGGAGAAUAUGAAAUUCGGCGCGCGCGCACUAGUCAUUUCCGUUCCCUCCUUGUUUUUUUUGUUUUUUUUUUUUUUUUUUUUUUUUUUUUUUUUUUUUUUUUUAACACGAAUCAACAACGCUAGGCUUUCGAACUGUAGUUCGCCACUCUGUCGUAUCGAUCUCCUUUCCUUCUUUUCGUAUCUUUUAAAUCCAAUCUUACGAAUCGUGCAAUGCAUGUAAAUACUCGUACUAGAUGUUGGGGGCAUUCUUAACACGUUGCGCAGAUCGAGUAAGUAGGAAGGCGAGGAUCGUUGCUUCGUUCGCCGAACGUGCAAGACGAGUGGCAACCGUCGUUUUAUCGAUCGUUAUCUUUGCUUAAAAAGAAAAAUUAGUUUUCGAGUUAUUUCGUCGUUGGAACGAGCCGAUCCGAUCCGAUCCGAGGAAAGUAGACUUUCGGAUAUAUCGAGAUAGCGAGCUUCGAGCGACGAUUAAGAAGAACGAAAAAAAUCGAUGGGAAAAGUUACUUUUCCGUAACGAAGGUUCUGGUUAUUUAUGCGAGGAAAACGUCACGAUACCGACAGACGUUUACUUGUUUGGAAAUCUAACGAUUAAGCGCGUGCUACUACGAUCUUGCGUUUGGCGAAGGAAGAACACGCAGAGGCAGGUGACAAGCAAAGUAAAAUCGAGAAAGAGCGAGAGAGAGAGAGAGAGAGAGAGAGGAGGGGAGGAAGAAAAUAAAAGCGAUAAAAAAACAUCCUUUUUUUGUAUAUAAUUAAAAAAAAGUUCAAGGAACAAAAAAAAAAAAAAGAAAAAGAAUCUCGUCGACUACUAGGAAUCCUCGGGAACAAAAUCGAUCGACGGGAAAAGAGAAAGUAACGGAGGAAACGUGCGGGGAAUCUACAUGUACAUGAACAAUGUGAUAUAAAUAACUGACAAAAUUACUUAGCACUAUUAUAGCGUUUAAGCAAAAAUAAAACAAAAGAAAGGAAAGAAACUGUUAAAUCGUUUACAGCGUAGACGUACGAUGCUAAAUAUUAUUCGCUAACAUCCUAAAGAACGAAACCCUAAUUGUAUAUAGAAUUACGAGAGGCAGAGAGAAAGAGAGAGAGAGAGAGAGAGAGAGAGAAAGCGAGUGAGAGAGUGAGAGGCAAAAGGUGAGAAAGGAUCGGAGAGAAUGAGAAACGGUGUGAGAGUGGAAAAAAAGUAAGAAAAAAAUUACCAGCUGUAAUUAUUACGUUGAGUAUGACAGAGUGAAAGAGGGUGAGGCACGAGGGGGAAGGGAGAAAGAGAGAGAGAGAGAGAGAGAGAGAGAAAGAACGUGUUGGAAUAAAAAAAAAAAAAAACUGUAACUCUAGCGUGUCUUGUACAUCUCUCGUGAUAGUAGAAUAUCUGUACAUUGUAUUUCUCGUGUGAAUGUGGCGGCAUGACGUAAAGAAGAAAGAAGAAAUAAGUAAAUAGAAAAGCAAGCGUGUCUGUGCGUCUUAACAAGAGUGUCGCUAUCGUUGUACUCUAUGUCGAAUUUCGUUGUAUAUACCAUCGCUGGUAUAUGUGAAAAUAUGAGGAACCUCUUCGAAGGACUCGUUGCGCGUUGUUGGAAAUGUGAGAACUGGAGGGAAAGACACGCGCAACACACUAUGUAACGCGAUAGAGGCGCGAAAGAAAUUGAAAAAGGAUAGCGUGGCGCACGAGGGCCGGAGCAUCCAGCCGCGUGCAAACACUUUUUGUUUUCAGAAGCAGUGCGACAAAUUUCAAUACAAUCUAUCACAAUAAAAAUUGAAGCGUGAAGCGUUGCCCAGUCCUCCUUGCUUCCGCCUUGAACAUUGUCUUUGCUCGGCGAUUCGGUCGAAUUUCGACGCUUAGCGAGAAAUUACGUCAAAGAGUACCGGUGGUAUUCGAAGAGAAGCAAAAAAAAAAAAAAAAAAGAAAAAAAAGAAAAAAAGGAAAAAAGAAUAGAGCAACUCGAUGCGAAGGGGUACGAGUGAUCGUGUUCCAAACGGUCGAUGCAUUUCCAAUUACUUUCGUUCGUCGAACGAAAAGGAAAACGAGCGUAGGUAUGGCGGAGAUUGAAAUUUGCGAGCGACAAAGUCAGUUACCGAUACCGAUGCUUGGUUUUUAACUUUGAAUAUGUACAGCGCUGUGAAAUUUGACAAGGAGAAGGAGGAAGCGCGAACGUUGCGUCUAAACGCAGAGGUUCGAACACGUUAUUCCGAACGAGCUCUACGAUAUCAAGGGAACUUCUUUUUCCGAAGAAAUAGCAGUAUUAGAUUAACUUUGUAAUUAUUAGCGAUACUAAGUACUAUAUGCAGUAUCUCGGGUUUCUUAAUCGCAAAUUAUUACGCGGUGUAACGAGUUUCUUCGAUCACGAGUUAUAUACGAAUGUCAAACUAUGAGUAUAUUAAAUAUGUUUUUUAUGAA